This is a messenger RNA of Vanrija pseudolonga, 2662 nucleotides long. It is a transcript of the gene cdc48, whose product is annotated as Cell division control protein 48. The transcript has 19 exons. Gene Ontology annotation, molecular function: ATP hydrolysis activity; ATP binding; polyubiquitin modification-dependent protein binding. The coding region runs from base 115 to 2550 and encodes 811 amino acids. Gene Ontology annotation, biological process: mitotic spindle disassembly; autophagosome maturation; retrograde protein transport, ER to cytosol. The record is from RefSeq and is a predicted model, not a curated record. Gene Ontology annotation, cellular component: VCP-NPL4-UFD1 AAA ATPase complex; nucleus; cytosol. Lineage: Eukaryota; Fungi; Basidiomycota; Tremellomycetes; Trichosporonales; Trichosporonaceae.
GUCGUCCACUCCCUCUGUCGGCUUCCAUUUACUUCCUCUCAUCAUUCCUUUCUCUCUUUCUUUCUCAACUCUUUCUCUUUCUCAAUCCUUUCAAACCUAGUAACCUCAAUCAACAUGGCAGACCCAUCUCAGCCUGUACCCGACGACUCUACCGCCACCGCUAUUCUUCGUCAGAAGAAGUCUCCCAACCGUCUUAUGGUUGACGAGAGCCCUUCGGACGACAACAGCGUGGCUGUGCUCCACCCCAACACCAUGGAGGCACUUGGCCUGUUCCGCGGCGACACGAUCAUUGUCCGUGGCAAGCGCAGGAAGGACACUGUCCUCAUCUGCUUGAGCCAGGAUGACAUUGAGCAGGGCAAGAUCUGCAUGAACAAGGUUGCUCGUGGAAACUGUGCUAUCAAGCUCGGUGACUUCGUUCACGUGUCGGCUGCCAACGACAUCAAGUACGGCAAGCGCAUUCACAUCCUCCCCUUCGCCGACUCCAUCGAGGGUCUUUCUGGCAACCUCUUUGACGUUUACCUGAAGCCCUACUUCCUCGAGGCUUACCGCCCCGUCCGCAAGGGUGAUGUCUUCCAGGUUCGUGGUGGCAUGAGGACUGUCGACUUCAAGGUCAUCGAGGUCGACCCCUCUCCGUACUGUCCCUUGCAGAUUGUGGCUUCCGACACUGUUAUCCACACCGAGGGCGACCCUCUGGACCGUGAGGUCGAGGAGGCUGACCUUAACGCUGUCGGAUACGACGACCUCGGUGGUUGCCGCAAGCAGCUGGCUCAGAUCCGUGAGCUCGUUGAGCUUCCUCUCCGCCACCCCCAGCUCUUCAAGGCUAUCGGUAUCAAGCCUCCUCGCGGUAUCCUGAUGUUUGGACCCCCCGGUACCGGCAAGACCUUGAUGGCUCGUGCUGUCGCCAACGAGACCGGCGCCUUCUUCUUCCUUAUCAACGGUCCCGAGAUCAUGUCCAAGAUGGCCGGAGAGUCCGAGUCCAACCUUCGCAAGGCCUUCGAGGAGGCGGAGAAGAACAGCCCUGCCAUCAUCUUCAUCGAUGAGAUCGACUCGAUCGCCCCCAAGCGUGACAAGACCAAUGGCGAGGUCGAGCGUCGUGUUGUCUCCCAGCUCCUUACCCUCAUGGACGGCCUCAAGUCGCGCUCGAAUGUUGUCGUCAUGGCUGCCACCAACCGUCCCAACUCGAUCGACCCGGCGCUUCGUCGUUUCGGCCGCUUCGACCGUGAGGUCGACAUCGGUAUCCCCGACCCCACUGGCCGUCUCGAGAUCCUCCGCAUCCACACCAAGAACAUGAAGCUCUCGGAUGACGUCGACCUCGAGCAGAUUGCCGCCGACACUCACGGUUACGUUGGUGCCGACAUGGCGUCGCUUUGCUCGGAGGCUGCCAUGCAGCAGAUUCGUGAGAAGAUGGACCUCAUCGACCUCGACGAGGACACCAUUGAUGCCGAGGUUCUCGACUCGCUUGGUGUCACCAUGGAGAACUUCCGUUACGCCCUCGGCGUCAACAACCCCUCUGCCCUCCGCGAGACUGUCGUCGAGAUCCCGACCACCACCUGGAACGACAUUGGUGGUCUCGACAAGGUCAAGCGCGAGCUCCAGGAGACUGUUCAGUACCCUGUCGAGCACCCCGAGAAGUUCCUCAAGUAUGGUCUCUCUCCUUCCAAGGGUGUGCUCUUCUACGGCCCCCCUGGUACUGGUAAGACCAUGCUCGCCAAGGCUAUCGCGAACGAGUGCCAGGCCAACUUCAUCUCGAUCAAGGGCCCUGAGCUGCUUACCAUGUGGUUCGGCGAGUCUGAGGCCAAUGUCCGUGACGUUUUCGACAAGGCUCGUGCCGCUGCGCCGUGUGUCAUGUUCUUCGAUGAGCUCGACUCGAUCGCCAAGUCUCGUGGUGGGGCUGGCGGUGACGCUGGAGGCGCCAGCGACCGUGUCCUGAACCAGAUCCUGACUGAGAUGGAUGGCAUGAACGCCAAGAAGAACGUCUUCAUCAUCGGUGCUACCAACCGUCCCGACCAGAUUGACCCUGCUCUUCUUCGUCCUGGCCGUCUUGACCAGCUCAUCUACAUCCCUCUGCCCGACGAGGCCUCGCGUCUUUCUAUCCUCCAGGCUACUCUUCGCAAGUCGCCCCUCGCUCCUGGCGUCGACCUCAACUUCCUUGCCAAGAACACCGCCGGAUUCUCGGGUGCCGAUCUCACUGAGAUCUGUCAGCGCGCGGCCAAGCUUGCUAUCCGUGCAAGCAUCGAGUCCGACAUCCGCAAGGAGAACGAGCGUAAGGAGAAGGCUGAGCAGGCUGGCGGUGAUGUCGACCUCAUGGACGAGGAGAACGAUGAGGACGAGGUUCCGGCCAUCUCUGUCGAGCACUUCGAGGAGGCUAUGAAGUUCGCCCGUCGUUCCGUUUCGGAUGCCGACAUUCGCCGCUACGAGAUGUUCAGCUCGCAGCUUCAGCAGUCUAGGGGACUUGGCGGUUCCAACUUCAAGUUCCCAGAGAGCGGCGACGCUCAGCAGGGCGGUGCCUCCUUCCAGAACGAGGCCGACGACGACGAUCUCUACGCCUAAGCGCGAGCGAAGACAUUCAAACUUUGCGAUAUGACGAAGAUGAUCCGAGUGAAGCAGUAGAGAUACAAAGUGUCAGCGUUUGAGAAGUAAAUGCAUCCUCAUGUGUUCGUUU